This is a messenger RNA of Amyelois transitella, 1031 nucleotides long. It is a transcript of the gene veli, whose product is annotated as protein lin-7 homolog C. Gene Ontology annotation, biological process: protein localization to basolateral plasma membrane; neurotransmitter secretion; maintenance of epithelial cell apical/basal polarity. Gene Ontology annotation, cellular component: basolateral plasma membrane; cell-cell junction; synapse. The coding region runs from base 123 to 719 and encodes 198 amino acids. Gene Ontology annotation, molecular function: protein binding. The record is from RefSeq and is a predicted model, not a curated record. Lineage: Eukaryota; Metazoa; Arthropoda; Insecta; Lepidoptera; Pyralidae. The transcript has a single exon.
ACCGCACAUCUAUCGAUUGAUUCAUUCUGUCAUUUCAUUUUGCUUUCGUGUUUACAAUUUUUGCUGUAACUUAAACAGCCCUACAGCAUUACUUUUAUCUUAAAUACAGUGUUGGUUUUACAAUGAGUGCAUCAGGCGAACAGUUGACCCUCGCAAAAGACAUAAAACGAGCCAUAGAAUUACUUGAAAAACUUCAACAAAGUGGUGAAGUUCCUGCUACUAAGCUGGCAGCUCUUCAGAAAGUGCUUCAAAGUGAUUUCUUGAACGCAGUACGGGAAGUUUACGAACAUGUAUACGAAACUGUGGAUAUUCAAGGGUCGGCCGACAUACGGGCUUCGGCGACAGCAAAGGCCACCGUCGCUGCUUUUGCUGCUGCAGAAGGCCACGCUCACCCUAGAGUGGUAGAACUCCCUAAAACUGAAGAAGGUUUAGGAUUCAACGUAAUGGGUGGCAAGGAACAAAAUUCUCCAAUUUAUAUAUCGAGAAUUAUUCCUGGAGGAGUAGCAGACAGACAUGGUGGUUUGAAAAGGGGAGAUCAAUUGCUGUCUGUGAAUGGAGUGUCUGUUGAGGGGGAAAAUCACGAGAAGGCUGUGGAGUUGUUGAAGCAAGCUGUUGGGUCUGUCAAGUUGGUAGUCCGGUACACUCCAAAAGUGCUAGAAGAAAUGGAAAUGAGAUUUGACAAACAGCGCACAGGCCGGCGACGCCAAAACUACAACUAAAUUUCUUUAAGUUGUAUCAAAUGAUUAUAAUUUUAUUUUUUGUUAGACAAACUGUGUGAUUCAUUUAGACUAUUUGUGUGAUUGACAUGUUGAAGUUUUAAUAAUUAAUUAUAAUUCGAAUUAUUAUAUAGGUUAAUAGGGAUUGUAGUGAAAAUAUAUUGAUAUUAGAUUAUUGUUAUUGGUUUAAAUAUUACUAUUAGAUGUCUUUAUGCAUUUUAGCACCAAUCAUGUUGCCAAUAAUGCACUUCAUAAAAAUUUUAACACAAUUGUCAGUAUUCAAAAGGGUAUCUAAUUAAAACUAUAAAGACUUAA